UGUUUCUUCUCACCUUCCCCCCUCUUUCUCUCUCUCUCUCUCCGUUUUUGCCCUAAUCAUUGCGAUCGCGCUUUCGCUCUCCACGAUCGAUCGAAGUGGUGCUCGACAUCGUAUUGGUUUGUCAAGGCUGGUGUGAAGCUUAUCACUAUAGCUUCGAAGAAAUCUUAUUAUAAUUUGGCCUCCCAAAAUUUUCAGCAAUCUUAUCACUGAUCUAGUUUCAUCACAAUUACUCAACUGGCAUGGCAACCAACGAAAACCUCCCACCUAAUGUCAUCAAGCAACUCGCAAAAGAACUGAAGAACCUCGAUGAGACACCCCCUGAAGGCAUUAAAGUGAUUGUGAACGACGAUGACUUCUCUACUAUCUUUGCUGAUAUUGAGGGUCCUGCCGGAACCCCAUAUGAGAAUGGCUUAUUCCGCAUGAAGCUGAUAUUGUCUCACGACUUUCCUCAGUGUCCUCCGAAAGGCUACUUCAUGACAAAGAUCUUCCAUCCUAAUAUAGCGACAAAUGGUGAGAUCUGUGUCAACACAUUGAAAAAGGACUGGAAUCCAAGUCUUGGGUUGCGACAUGUUUUGCUUGUGGUGAGAUGCCUUUUGAUCGAACCAUUUCCUGAAUCUGCUCUCAAUGAACAGGCUGGGAAAAUGUUGCUCGAGAAUUAUGAGGAGUAUGCAAGGCAUGCUAGAUUGUACACGGGAAUACACGCUCUUAAACCUAAGACCAAAUCGAAAACCGGGGCAAUUUCCGAGUCCACCACGGCUUUGAAUGUCGAUCAAGUGAACACGAUACCAAGCGGCAAGGUCCCAUUGGCCCCUGCAACAUUAACUGCAGCUGCAGCUUCUAAAGGAUCGGCGACAAACUCUCAAGAUCAGAAUGCGUGCGUCGCUCUGUCAUCGGAGCCGCAAAAGAAGGAAGGAGCAGUCGCUGCGAAAGCCCAAGUAGAUAAGAAGAAGAUGGAUGCGAGGAAGAAGAGCCUGAAGAGAUUAUAGAUGAGGAGUCGGAAGAAUGAAAAGCGAGAAUAGGUAGCAGAAAAUUGUCAGACUUUUUCUUUGGAGAUGGAAAUAACUUUAAACAUAUGUAUAACAUCAUUUGGAACAGGGAAGAGGGGGGAAUUCAUUUGAUCCUUUUCUUUUGAAUUCUUCCUCCUUUGGCAUGUACACUUACAAUCCUACGAAGAUACCCCCAAAUUAUCUAUAUCCUUUGAGUGUUUGAUUUCGGAAAAAGAA
Ananas comosus (pineapple) is the source of this 1223-nucleotide messenger RNA. Its product is annotated as ubiquitin-conjugating enzyme E2 22-like. The record is from RefSeq and is a predicted model, not a curated record. The transcript is spliced from 7 exons. Bases 240 to 986 code for a protein of 248 amino acids. Lineage: Eukaryota; Viridiplantae; Streptophyta; Magnoliopsida; Poales; Bromeliaceae.